AUGUUCUUAACAGGUGGGGAGAAGAACUUCAAGAUGAAGCUCUCCCUGGUUUUUGAGCUUCUACUUAUAUUUGUACUUUUGGCGUUCGCCGCCUCUAAAAAUAUCGGAAGAAAACAGAAUACCAAAAAUGGUAUCCAAAAUAAAAACAACGACGUUAAAAUAGAAGAUAACAGCAUCAAUAGAUAUUGCAAAUGUGCGGAACUAUUCUGUAAUUGUUGCAGAGAUUUUCAAGUACCUCUGGUGAAUUUGAGUGGUGCAGGAUGUGCAACGCUAAUGUAUCUGAACGACGAUAAGAUGUCUAUAUCUUUAAGUUUUGGACGGAAAGUAAUUACUAACCGCACAUUGUCAAGUCGCAAAUCAAGCCCAGUUUGUAUGCCUCUUCCUGGAGGAAUAUCCAAAUUUUGUGGACGAGUUUAUAAUAUUGCAAAAUCUGGCGAAGAAUUCAGAGCUUGUCUUGGCUUAGAGCUGCAAUCUAAAAAUACGAUAGAAGCCGCCCUUAGAGUGUCUUGUUUUAAAUUUGGGUCACGGGGUGUUAGUUCUGAACCAGCUGAUCCGUUACCGUUGGUACCUCAAGAUGAAAAGAAUCCUGAUGAUGACGAAGAAGAUUAUGAAGAUGACGAAGACGACGAUGAUGAUGACGAUUUUGGGCUCAGUGCUGAUGAUGAUUAUGAAGGAAUAGCUGACGACGACGAUGAUGAUGAUGGAGAGCUUGAUGCUGUCAAUGAUGUUGGAGGUGCCGACUACACAGGUUUCAGUCUUUUAGGAGAAGAUUUGCUUGGAGACCUAUUUGGCUCAGGUGGUAAAAAAUCAAACAAAAAUAAAAAUAAACAAGCUCCAAUUGUACCUUCAUCUUCAACAACAAGGCGCCCACGACCUACACGUCGACCAACAAGGAGACCAGCUACAAGAUUUACAACCGUAAGACCUUUUGCGACUAGAACAACUACAGUUAGAGUUCGCCCUGUGACUCAACGAACGCGGCGACCAACAAUACGACCAAUUGGACGUCCUUCUAGAAGACCUCCUUCAUCUACAUCAGUUGAAUCUUCAACGAUUUCUUCAACACCAGUAGCACUUUUGGAUUCUCAUACACCUACCAAAAUUGUGGAGAAUGAAACAAUUGUUGAUACAAUAAACCAAGAAACAGUUUCCAAUAUUGACACUAUUUCACCAAUUAAGUCUUUUACAACAGUGAAGCCUGUUACCACCUUCGAAGAUCCUAGCCUUGAAAUGUCAGUAGCUCAUAUUACUGGCCAGCUUGCAGCUAUGCCCAUUACUUCAGUUUUACCUGAUGAAAAAGAAUCAAAUUCUAAAAUAACAGCUCAUACUGAAGUUAAUUAUGAAAAAAUUGAAACGGUGACACCAAAUAAGCUAUAUACGACAUCGCUUAAGCCAGCGGAAAGUGUUAAUGAUGAUAUGAUCCAAAUUGUACAAAAUCUUGAUUCACAAUCUGAAGAAGUCGUAACUGAAAAAGGUUUUUCUAACCCUGAAGAGACACGAUCAUAUGGCAUGAACCACGAAAAUUCGUUUUUAAAUAACUAUUAUGAAGGUCUUACACUAUCGAAAAAGAAACAUAAAGGUGGUGAUUUUCAACUAGAUGAUCUUGAUAUUUUGGAUCUUACUAAAAUUGGAGAAAGCAUAGGUCAACAACUGGCUAUUUUUGGAAGAAAUAAAAGACAAAAUAAUAACAAAAAUUUAAAACAUGGUAAAGAUUCAGAAAACAACAACGAUGAUGAUGACAUUUUUGGAGAUUUUUCGGAAACCAUAAGCUUAAGCGAUCGUGGGGAUAAUAGAAAUAGAAAAGAUAGAAGGAGGCAAAAUAAAAUGAUGCGAGGAGAAUGGUCUUAA
This is a messenger RNA of Parnassius mnemosyne (clouded apollo), 1848 nucleotides long. NCBI's taxonomy places the organism in Eukaryota, Metazoa, Arthropoda, Insecta, Lepidoptera, Papilionidae. The record is from the annotation of a GenBank genome assembly.